Messenger RNA from Paramecium octaurelia, 2995 nucleotides. The record is from the annotation of a GenBank genome assembly. Lineage: Eukaryota; Ciliophora; Oligohymenophorea; Peniculida; Parameciidae.
AUGAUAAACCUAUUCCCUAAAAUACAGGACAAUCAAUAUAAUCGUCAAUCUUGGGGAGGCCUCCUAUUUCUCAUAACCCUCAUUUGUAUUGUCUUCAUGAUAUGGACUGAAAUUACAAAUGCCUACAAGGGGAAAAUCUCAUUGCAAGUAGACUCAACUAUUGAUUCUAGGAUUAGAGUAAAUUUGGAUGCAAUCAUCUAAGCUCCCUGCCAAGCAUUGACAUUAAACAUUCAAGAUAUGAUGGGCUCCUAUUUAUAAGAUGUAUAACAAACUGUUAUAAAAACACCACUUAUCGAAGCUAAUUUAGAGGAGGUGAAAUAAUAGCAAGAGGUAAACUUUACAUCUUGUUACGGUGCUGAGUUGCUUGUGAAUCAAAAAUGUUUUAGUUGCCAAGAUGUUAUGAUGGCAUUUGCUUAAAGAAGAUGGAAAUAGCCUAAAUUUGAAAGUAUAAUUUAAUGUGUUGGCCAACCUACUGUUUAAUUUGAUGACUAAGAAUUGCUGUAGUUCUAAAAAGUUGAUUUUAAUCACAAAAAAUAACUUCAGCUGACUAAAAAUAAAUUGAUUAAUAUUACUGCUGCUUAGUUAUUUAAACAAUCUAUAGAAUUGGAUGACAAUGACGCCACCAAUUAAAAUUUGACUUAAGAAUAGAGAGGCAAGUUCAGGAAAGCUUUGGAUCUACUCACAGAAUUUAGUUAUAAUCCUAUGCAAUGGGAUGAACAGAGAUUGUAAGAAGAAAAGAAUAAAUAAUUCGAUUAGUUGAUUAACAUGCUAAAUAUAUCUAUGGAUCAUAUUUUUGGAGGUAAUUUAGCUAGUCAACUACGUUUCUCUGAUAGAGAAAGAGUUCUGGCUUUUAAAAACCUCACGAAAGAUGUUGUACAAUUAACUGAAAUUUAUAGAUAAAAAUGUGACACUCCUUUAUAAAUAUCCUUAAACGCUACAUAUGGUGAUGAAUCAAUUGUUGAGUACUUUGAAAUCAAGAUGGCUAAAAGUGAGUGUUCAAUUCCAUUCUAUUACUUUACAAAUGAGGACAUUAUGAUCAUCAAAGUGUAAGGAUUAUCAUUGGAAUGGUAGAUUGUUUAGUGAACCAUUCAAAGUUGAACAGCCAUCUUACUCAAAUAUUGAGCCCUCAGAUAUUUAAGGACAUAUUAAUGAAGCAUGCAGAUUUUUUGGUUAUUUUUAUAUUAAGAAGGUUCCUGGAAUCUUUGCUAUAUAAUCAAAUCAAUAAGCCAUGGAUUUUAUUAAUAGAACANAUUCAACCUCAAGUAUUUCUGGAUUUCAAAUUGUUGGAUCUCAGUCAGUGGCUCUGGUUAGGUUAAUAAAACUAUCAUGUCAAGUCUUGCAAUCAGAAUAUGCAUUCCCAUUGAAUAUCGAAUAGUAUUAACAGAUAAAGAAUAAAUUAAAUUAAUGAUAAACCUAUUCCCUAAAAUACAGGACAAUCAAUAUAAUCGUCAAUCUUGGGGAGGCCUCCUAUUUCUCAUAACCCUCAUUUGUAUUGUCUUCAUGAUAUGGACUGAAAUUACAAAUGCCUACAAGGGGAAAAUCUCAUUGCAAGUAGACUCAACUAUUGAUUCUAGGAUUAGAGUAAAUUUGGAUGCAAUCAUCUAAGCUCCCUGCCAAGCAUUGACAUUAAACAUUCAAGAUAUGAUGGGCUCCUAUUUAUAAGAUGUAUAACAAACUGUUAUAAAAACACCACUUAUCGAAGCUAAUUUAGAGGAGGUGAAAUAAUAGCAAGAGGUAAACUUUACAUCUUGUUACGGUGCUGAGUUGCUUGUGAAUCAAAAAUGUUUUAGUUGCCAAGAUGUUAUGAUGGCAUUUGCUUAAAGAAGAUGGAAAUAGCCUAAAUUUGAAAGUAUAAUUUAAUGUGUUGGCCAACCUACUGUUUAAUUUGAUGACUAAGAAUUGCUGUAGUUCUAAAAAGUUGAUUUUAAUCACAAAAAAUAACUUCAGCUGACUAAAAAUAAAUUGAUUAAUAUUACUGCUGCUUAGUUAUUUAAACAAUCUAUAGAAUUGGAUGACAAUGACGCCACCAAUUAAAAUUUGACUUAAGAAUAGAGAGGCAAGUUCAGGAAAGCUUUGGAUCUACUCACAGAAUUUAGUUAUAAUCCUAUGCAAUGGGAUGAACAGAGAUUGUAAGAAGAAAAGAAUAAAUAAUUCGAUUAGUUGAUUAACAUGCUAAAUAUAUCUAUGGAUCAUAUUUUUGGAGGUAAUUUAGCUAGUCAACUACGUUUCUCUGAUAGAGAAAGAGUUCUGGCUUUUAAAAACCUCACGAAAGAUGUUGUACAAUUAACUGAAAUUUAUAGAUAAAAAUGUGACACUCCUUUAUAAAUAUCCUUAAACGCUACAUAUGGUGAUGAAUCAAUUGUUGAGUACUUUGAAAUCAAGAUGGCUAAAAGUGAGUGUUCAAUUCCAUUCUAUUACUUUACAAAUGAGGACAUUAUGAUCAUCAAAGUGUAAGGAUUAUCAUUGGAAUGGUAGAUUGUUUAGUGAACCAUUCAAAGUUGAACAGCCAUCUUACUCAAAUAUUGAGCCCUCAGAUAUUUAAGGACAUAUUAAUGAAGCAUGCAGAUUUUUUGGUUAUUUUUAUAUUAAGAAGGUUCCUGGAAUCUUUGCUAUAUAAUCAAAUCAAUAAGCCAUGGAUUUUAUUAAUAGAACAUUUCAAGGCAAUCACACUUUCAAGUUAACAUUUGGAGAAUAACCGUAAACUCAAACAGAAACAAAUAGUGAAUUUUCUUCAAAAUAUUAUUUAAAACUAGUCACUACUAAUAGUAUUGAUAUGUGGAAUAAUCAAAAUGUCUAUUAUACAUUUACACAAUAGAGGUCUCUUUACAAUGCUACGACUGCUCCUUUCAUCGAAUUCCAUUAUGAAUUUGAUCCUAUUUCUAUGACUAUUCAAUCCACUACAAUAAAAAAUUAUCUAGUUUUAGUUUUUGCUGUUAUAGGAGGUGUUUUUGCUGUUAGUAAAUAUAUUGCAGGUCUCUUGAUGAUGUUAAUAUGA